Molecule: messenger RNA, 704 nt
Organism: Eucalyptus grandis
Lineage: Eukaryota; Viridiplantae; Streptophyta; Magnoliopsida; Myrtales; Myrtaceae
Product: MLP-like protein 28
Exons: 2
Coding region: 44-523 (159 amino acids)
Biological process (GO): defense response
Source: RefSeq, a predicted model, not a curated record
CUCUGGAUCUAACACGCGAGAGAGAGAGAGAGAGAGAGAGAGAAUGACAGUCCACGGGAAGAUGGAGAUAGACUUGGAGAUCAGGGCUCCGGCCGACAAGUUUCACGACGUCUUCAGCUGCCGGCCCCACCACAUCUCGAACAUGUCCACUGAUAAGAUCCACGGUGUCGAUCUGCACGACGGUGACUGGGGCAAGGCCGGAUCCGUCGUCUCCUGGAGCUAUACCCAUGAUGGAGAGACUAAGGUUGCGAAGGAGGUGAUAGAAGCCAUAGAUGACGAGAAGAACUCGACGACGUUCAGAGUGAUCGAAGGCGACCUGAUGAAGCUGUACAAGAACUUUGUCCUCGUCGUCCAGGCCACGCCCAAGGAAGGAGGCGGGAGCGUCGUCCACUGGACGCUCGAGUACGAGAAGCUGAGCGAGGAGGUGACUGAGCCCUACUCGCUGCUCCAGUUCUGCGUCCAUGUCAGCAAGGACAUGGAUCUUCACCUCAUGGAACAGGCUCAGGCUCAGGCGCAGGCCUAGCUGAAACCAAGCAACUGGAUUUAAUAUUUAUAUGCACUGGUUUGCUGUCUCCGUUGAUUUUGAUGUUAUGUAUGUUUGAACAUGUUUCACAAUGUGUCUAUAGUGAAAGGAAUAUGCUUGUGCUAUGUGUGGUCCUCGUGAGGAAAACUAAUAAAAUGGUCUUCAGACAGAUCGUUUAAUA